Tachyglossus aculeatus (Australian echidna) is the source of this 1292-nucleotide messenger RNA. RefSeq names its product regulator of G protein signaling 1 (gene RGS1). The transcript has 5 exons. Bases 42 to 638 code for a protein of 198 amino acids. The record is from RefSeq and is a predicted model, not a curated record. NCBI's taxonomy places the organism in Eukaryota, Metazoa, Chordata, Mammalia, Monotremata, Tachyglossidae.
CUAACUGUGAGGGAGACCUCACCAGACCAAGACUAAAUAAAAUGCCAGGGAUAUUUGUUUCUUCUGCAAACUCAAGAGAACUGAAAAGAAUGGAGCACCCUCUGCUAGAAGACAAAACCCAGAAGAAAAAGCCAAGGGCUUUUGGAAUGGACUGGAAAACCUACUUGAAGUCAAUGUUACCACAUCUGGAAUCUGGACUCAAAUCUUCUAGGUCUAAAAGCAUCAUGCUUUCUGCAGAAGAGGUAACGAUGUGGGCCCAAUCUCUGGAAAAGCUUCUUGCCAACCAAACUGGGCAAGAUACCUUUAGAGGAUUCCUGCAGUCCGAGUUCAGCGAGGAGAACAUCGAGUUCUGGUUGGCCUGUGAGGAAUAUAAAAAAACCGAAUCGGAUCAUUUGCAUUGCAAAGCCAAGACCAUUUACAAUGCAUUUGUUCAACCAGAUGCUGCAAAACAAAUCAACAUAGACUAUCACACCCGAGAGUCUACAGCCAAAAUGAUCCAAACUCCAACCCUCAGCAGCUUUGAUGAGGCGCAAAAAAUUGUGUACACUCUCAUGGAGAGGGACUCUUACCCCAGGUUCCUGAAAUCUGAAAUCUAUCUGAACCUCCUGAACGCGCUCCAGGCCAACAGCCUUAAGUGACUGAUUUGAGGCUCAAGGGGCCCUGAAGAAAAGCCCAUGUUCCCAAAACAGAGGAGGACCGACCUGGGGGGAAUUGUGCCUUCCAGGAAGUGGCUGGAGGAUCCGGAGAAGCCCAGGGGAGUCCAGGAAAAAUACUGUGAAAGGAGAAACGCCCUGGGGCGAAGGAAAUGGCAGCUAGACAACUGUGAAAGACAGAAAGGGGAAAGGAGAUCCCACAUUCUGACCAGGAAGCAGUCUCAGAGUCAAAAUGACGCAUCUCUGAAAAGGUCCUGAAACGGCGGCGGCGGCAACUGUGAACGGAGGCCCAAAACUGACUAAGAUGUGAAACCAAGUUUAAACUGACACAUGCCCACGCGGCCCAGAUGAGGAAGUAUCUCAAAUGACUGAAAGGAUUCAGAUGGCAACCUAGGCCUGUUUACACACACAGAGUUCCUCUGGAGCUCAUGCUUUUAGAAAUAGAUAUUGUCUUAUUAGCAUUAUUCUAUUUCCAAACUUGUUUCCUGUGUGGAGGUGGAUGUGCCUGAGCAUCGCCGUGGAUUGAGUUUAGGGAACGUUGUAGCUGGAACUUUAAAGUCGGCCUGUAUUUAUGAUUUAAAUUAUAAACUGUUGUGCCCAAUUACGUUAUGUAACUUUGUAUUAAAGAAUCAUUGCUAA